AUGAGUCACUCAAACACCCAGGGUCGCCGGCGGUCAUUCCGUGCCCAAUCCCCCACCGAGUCUUCCUCCGAUGAAUUGGCCGCGGGCUCCGAUCACGAUGAAGCUGAGCGCCGUCGCGCUAGCUGGACAGCCCAAAAGGGCUUUACCCCUCAACGCCCAAAAGGGUCCGGACGUCACUAUAGCGAGUCAGAGAGCCCCGACGAGCUAGCUGUUGACGCCGACGAAUACUGGCGCUCAUCGCGCAAACACAAUCGUCACCGAAGCCCCUCGCCAAUCACCCGCUCUGGUAGCCACGAUGGUUCGCGGCGUGGAUCACACAGCCCUCCGGAUGAUGAUAUGUCGGGCCCCGACACACAGGCUCGGGACGCAAAUGAGUGGACCGCACGCUCUUCUGAACCCGAUCCCCCCACGCCUGCUCCCAAGCCGGACCAUGUGACCUACAAGGAGAAGUUUGUGUUGCGUGGACAUCUGCGCGGUGUUUCUCAGGUUCAGUUCUCACCGGAUUGUACCAUGAUUGCCAGUGCUGGUGCCGACGCGGCGCUCAAAAUCUGGGACACGGCGAGUGGCCGGCUGAUUCACACAUUUGAGGGACAUCUUGCUGGUAUCUCGACACUUGCUUGGGCGCCAAAUGGUAAAUGGGUCGCGACUGGUUCUGAUGACAAGACAAUCCGGUUCUGGAAUGUCAACACUCUCAAAGCCCAUACGAAGAUCUUCGACGGCCACCACAACUACGUAUACCAAAUCGCUUUCGCUCCCAAGGGCAACAUCCUUGCCAGUGGCUCCUACGACGAAGCCGUAUUUAUGUGGGAUGUACGCCGAGCCCGGGUGAUGCGCUCCUUGCCAGCUCACUCCGAUCCGGUUGCCGGUAUUGAUGUUGUGCACGACGGGACCCUCAUUGCGUCAUGUGCGUUGGAUGGCCUCAUUCGUAUCUGGGACACGCACAGUGGCCAGUGCUUGCGUACGCUGGUUAUGGAAGACAACCCACCCGCGACGUGCGUCAAGUUCUCCCCGAACGGCAAGUAUGUGUUGGCCUGGACUUUGGACGGCUGCGUUAGAAUGUGGAACUAUGUCGAAAGUCGCGUUCUCAAAACCUUCCAGGGCCAUGUCAAUACCAAGUAUAGUUUGUCUGGAUGCUUCGGACUAUACGGGCCGCAGGAUUUGAACUUCGGUGCACCUCUUUGUUUUGCCGUUAGUGGCAGCGAGGAUGGUGCCAUCCUAUUCUGGGACAUCGUUAGCAAGCAAGUUCUGCAGCGGCUUGAGGCCCACGAUGACGCCGUACUUUCAGUUCACGCGGGCAAUCUCAAUGGCAAGCGCAUGAUUGUGAGCUGUGGACUUGACAAGACCGUUCGUGUCUUCGAAGAGGUUGGCGAAGACGGCUCUGAUUUCAAUAAUGAUGAUGAUGUUGAUGAUGAUGGCGAUGCCACGCCUGUCCCCGAGGCCCGCUCGCAAGACGAGACUCCCAUGCAUGAUGCCGAGGGCGACAAUGCUAUGACCGACCCUGAUGCCGAUGCAUCCGCUGUGCCCUCUACUGCCGGAACCCCGGCCGAAGAUGUGACGAUGACAUGA
Molecule: messenger RNA, 1566 nt
Organism: Penicillium brevicompactum
Lineage: Eukaryota; Fungi; Ascomycota; Eurotiomycetes; Eurotiales; Aspergillaceae
Product: WD40 repeat domain-containing protein
Exons: 3
Coding region: 1-1566 (521 amino acids)
Molecular function (GO): protein binding
Source: RefSeq, a predicted model, not a curated record